Messenger RNA from Acaulospora morrowiae, 797 nucleotides. Lineage: Eukaryota; Fungi; Glomeromycota; Glomeromycetes; Diversisporales; Acaulosporaceae. The record is from the annotation of a GenBank genome assembly.
CGAGUUAUCCACAUCACGAAGGAGCAGGAACACCUUAUCCGCAAUACGGACAGUCGACUUCUUCUGGAUUCAAUCCUCCAAAGUCAACUCCUUCAUCAGCACCACAGUCUCACGAAGAUUCCACGCAUCCCCCUUCAUCAGUGAAUGCUUUGUCUUCAACACCACAGCAGCAAUCGUCAGGAUCGACAGAUCCCGUCAGAUCGGAAAAUCGUUAUGUCCAAUAUGAACCCUCGCGUCGUCCUUAUCCUGUUGAGCAAUCGACAUCCACCAGCGCCCCUCAGACCACCAACCCCAAUGCGUCAUCUCAACAAUCUUCAUCCUAUAACCCUCCGACAGUCACUCGAAGUACGCCUGUAUCAUUACCUUCGCUUGCGCCUCUGAGUGCCACUGAUCGAAAUGACCGCAACUACUCGGGCGGUUCUAAUGUGCAAAACCAUCCCUACUUAUCAACAAACUCUUCUUCAUCCUCGCAUUCUUCGUCACAGCACUCUAAAUCACCGCAAAUCACAUCACAAAAACACUCACCCUACGAACAACACCCACAACCUCCGUAUUCACAAACCUCAUCAAAUUCUUCGGCUAGCAGAAUGUCAUUCCCUCCUGUUAAUGAACAUCCUAAUGGUGGCAAGAAAAACGGGGUAAGCCCUAACAUGAAUGUUGGCAAUGAGCACUCUUCAAAUCCUCCGUCUUCUCCGAGCUCUGGCUAUGAAGGUUCCUAUCCGUCAAGAAGACAGGGUGGCGAUGCGGAAGGUGAGAGGAAUGUUAGUCAAAAUAGUGGUGGUGGUGAGAAGUAUUGA